AUGUUGUCGACUGCUCAAGAUGGAGCAUUUGACUCUGAGACACCUCCCACCAUUCUCAAGUGCCGCCGAAAGAAACACACCAAAUUAAUCAAAAUUGACAAUUCUCCCACUUCCUGUACUAAUGCCAUAAUUUCUAAGCUCAAAUAUGUGAAGCCAGAUCCUAGUGCACCUAAGAUCACCAGGCCCUGCACAGAGUGUGGCAAGAGGUUCUGGUCAUGGAAGGCACUUUCUGGUCACAUGAGCUGCCACCCCAAGGGCCAAUGGCGUGGCAUUAACCUUCCGCACGAACUUAGGAAGCCUGAAAGGGAUACCACAGUCACUGAGAGUGAAGCAGAGGAAGCUUCCGUAAUGAUGGAGGAGGAUUACGAGGUGCGAAGUUCUUGUUGUUGUUGGCCUAUUGCAACCUCUGACUCGCCAUCCGUUACUACUGCUUGCAUUGUUAGCCAUGGACUACAGGCUUUAGGGGGUCACAGAGCAAGUUACAAAAAUAUCAAGGGUUGCUAUGCCAUUACGAAGAAUAAGGGAGAAGUAGAAGAAAAAUGCAUCAAUGAAUUAGUAGAUAUUGGUAGUGAAUGGGAGGUAAAGGAGCAUAGUGGUAGGGAUGAUAAAAUAAUGGUGAUGGAUAUAGGAGGAAGAGGCCACAAAUGCAGCCUUUGUUUUAAGAUUCCUGAUGCUCAUGAUAUUUCAGAAUCUACUGAUCAUUUUCUUGACCUUAAUUCAGAUAUUCAUGAUCCUUAUGAUCAUUCCUCACCCCAUUCAAACCUACAGAACUCUUUGCAAUCUGUUGAGGAUUGCAUCCCACCUCAAACAACACCUCAUGAUUCCUAG
Molecule: messenger RNA, 828 nt
Organism: Fraxinus pennsylvanica
Lineage: Eukaryota; Viridiplantae; Streptophyta; Magnoliopsida; Lamiales; Oleaceae
Source: the annotation of a GenBank genome assembly